Saxophila tyrrhenica is the source of this 3927-nucleotide messenger RNA. It is a transcript of the gene PSD2, whose product is annotated as phosphatidylserine decarboxylase. Gene Ontology annotation, biological process: phospholipid biosynthetic process. The transcript has 4 exons. The record is from RefSeq and is a predicted model, not a curated record. NCBI's taxonomy places the organism in Eukaryota, Fungi, Ascomycota, Dothideomycetes, Mycosphaerellales, Extremaceae. The coding region runs from base 1 to 3927 and encodes 1308 amino acids. Gene Ontology annotation, molecular function: calcium ion binding; phosphatidylserine decarboxylase activity.
AUGCCACGGCCACACAUCCCACACCACCUCUCUCUCCAACGCAUCAAGAACCCCAACCCCAACAACCACAACAGCUCUGCCCCCAACCCGGCAUCCGUUCCUUCAACACCGCCAGCACACAGCAGGAACCAAAGCCCGACCCGAAGUAGCAAUGUAGCUGGUCCGACGUCCGCAGAUGGAGCAGGGAGGGGCGGAGACCACAAGGGCAUGGGCUUAGUCCUGCGGGUUCAGGUACAGAAGGCUCGCAAUCUGGCCCCCAAGGACAAAAGUGGUACAUCCGACCCCUACCUCAUCUUGACGCUGGGAGAGUCAAAGGAGGCUACGAGUGUGGUCUCCAAGACGCUCAAUCCCGAAUGGAACCAGACCUUCGAGUUUCCAGUCACGACCGCCGACUCUGCACUGUUGGAAGUCAUAUGCUGGGACAAGGACCGCUUCAAGAAGGACUACAUGGGUGAUUUCGAUGUCGUGCUGGAAGACGUCUUUCAGAACAGUCGGACGAGUCCUGAGCCUAGGUGGUUCAAGCUCGAGUCGAGGCGAGCUGGGAGGCGGAAGAAGAAGAGCGCGGAGGUGACGGGGGAGGUGCUGCUGAAGUUCACACUGUUCGAUCCGGUGAACACUGCGGCGACGGAGCAGCAAAUAUUACAGAAGUUUUCGGGGGUUGUUGGCAGUGGAGGGGACGAUGACGACGAUGAGGAUGACGACGAGUUGCUUAGCAGGCUUACCUCCCGGGAAUUGGAGGAUGUGGACGAAGAGGGCUCUGAUGAAGAGGAGGACAAAGACUCGCCGGAUGAGUCGGACUCUGGCAUCAAGACUCCCGGAGACACAGUCGACGACAAGGCGCAGCGUCGGCGGGACAAGAAGAUACGGAAGCUCAAGCGGAAGAACAAGUUGAAGGCAUACGAGUUCAGCGGCAUGUCGGACGUGGCGGGCGUGUUGUUCCUGGAGAUCAAUCGCAUCACGGACCUGCCACCCGAGAAGAACAGUACCCGGACAACAUUCGACAUGGAUCCGUUUGUCGUAACCUCGCUUGGCAAGAAAACGUACCGCACCCGAGUCGUCAACCACAACUUGAACCCCGUCUAUGAUGAAAAAUUGGUCUUCCAGGUCCAGAAGCACGAGGCCCAUUACCAUCUCAGCUUUGCCGUCGUCGACCGCGACAAGUUCUCUGGCAACGACUUCGUCGGCACUGCCACCUUUCCAGUGGACAAGGUUGCCGAGCUGUCUCCCGAAGCCGACUCCGAGACUGGUUUAUACAAGCUGCCGGACCCAGACACCGUCAGUGGAGACGACGUGAUGCAAAGCCAGGACAACCUCAGCAAGCGGAAGAGGAUGCGCUGGCCGUUGAGCAGGAGCUCCAGCCAAACCAACAUGAGCCGGAACUCGAGCUCGAGCAACCUGCAGAAGCUGACGCGAACUACUAGCAGUAACUCGCUGAAGGGCGACCAGCUUUCGCCGGGAGGUGGAGGCGAAAGCCGGCCGAUGCGUCCUGGUGUCCGCCGGAUGGAGAGCGAGAAUGAUGUUUCUGACCAGCUCACCUCGCCGUCGUCUCAGCAGCAGCGUCCGGGCCCCACGAGCGCGCCGAGUUAUGGAUUUCCGAAAGCUACUGCCAACAAUGACGCCAAGAACGGUCCUAGCGCCAAUGGUGGUGUUGGCCAGAGCGAAGAUCGCGACAUGUACCCCUACGAGAUCCCGCUGGAGCUGAAGAACAAGCAGCGUUGGCAGGACAAGCACAACCCGGUGUUGUACAUCCGGGCCAAAUAUCUUCCGUACAGGGCGCUACGACAGCAGUUCUGGAGAGCGAUGCUCAAACAGUACGAUGCUGAUGAGUCUGGGAAGAUUGAUAAAGUAGAGUUGACGACUAUGCUUGACACGCUUGGCAGCACUCUGCACAACUCGACUAUCGAUGGCUUCUUUGCACGCUGGGCUGAUGAGAAUGAGAAGAGCGGUAUUGCAACUGGUGGCGACAAGGGCGGAGUCAUGACUAUGGAUCAGGCUGUCAUCUGCCUGGAAGAGCAACUUACCAAGUCGAACGAGACGCAAAGUCACAUGCAUCGACCGCACUGGGAUCGCUCCGAGUCCGCGUGGAGUACUGCCAACCAAAGUAGUGGCUUGUUGACCCCAGGACGGCAACACAGCAGUCCCGACGAGUCUCCCGGCGGCGGGACACCGUAUCUCGCACCCGCAGAUCACGGCAAAGAUCGCAGCCCCAACACACCUGGCUCCCUCCCGUCCAACUUCAACCCCAGCUCCACCUCCAUCCCCGCCCUCGAAGUCAGCGACGUCUCCGACUCCGACGCCCGCAGCGCCCUCCAACCCCAAGACGGCGCCCCCAAGGGUCCCGACAAGACUCCCGCCGCACCCAACCUCUCCCCUCAACUCUCCCGCUCCGACUCCUGGGGCCAAGACAGCGAAGCCGACCUCGCCGACGAAGCCGGCCGCGAAGAGCACGUCGUCGAGAUCGCCGAGUGCCCGAUCUGCCACAUGCCGCGCCUGAACGCCCGGGGCAAGCGCGGCAAGAACGGCAAGCGGAAGCGGCAGACCACCGACGCGGAUAUUAUUACGCAUAUUGCCACGUGUGCGAGUAGCGAUUGGCGGGCGGUGAAUAAUUUGGUCAUGGCGGGAUUUGUUACCAGUUCGCAGGCGCAAAGGAAAUGGUACAGCAAAGUCGUCACCAAAAUCUCCUACGGCGGCUACCGCCUCGGGGCCAACAGCGCCAACAUCCUGGUCCAAGACCGCAUCACCGGCAUGAUCAACGAAGAACGCAUGUCCGUCUACGUGCGCAUCGGCAUCCGCUUGCUCUACAAGGGCUUGAAGAGCAACAGCAUGGAAGGCAGACGAAGUAGGUCCUCUCUCAACGACGGCCCGACAUCAUCCCCGCACACGACGCCGCCGGGCACCCCGACGCUCCCGCCGCUCUCACGCACGCAGUCGGCGGCGUCACAGGCGCGCAGGAUGGUGUACGGUGUUAGCCGACUUUCAACCUCGGCCGCGCACAGCGUGACCUCAGUCCGCAAGCUCCUCCGCUCCAUGUCCGUCAAGCAGGGCAAGAAAUACGACGACCCGGCCAGCGCCUCCCAGAUCGCCGGCUUCAUCAACUUCCACCAGCUCGACAUGUCCGAGGUCCUCCUCCCCACCGAAUCCUUCAAGACCUUUAACCAAUUCUUCUACCGCAAGCUCAAGCCCGACGCCCGCCCCUGCUCCGCCCCGGAGAACCCGCACAUCAUCGUCUCCCCCGCCGACUGCCGCAGCGUCGUCUUCAACCGCCUGGAGGAAGCCCAGCGCAUCUGGGUCAAGGGGCGGGAAUUCAGCGUCGAGCGCCUGCUCGGCGACGCGUAUCCGGACGACGCGAAGCGCUACAAAGGCGGCGCGCUGGGGAUUAUGCGGUUGGCGCCGCAGGACUACCAUCGCUUCCACAUCCCCGUUGACGGCGUGAUGCGCGAGCCUAAAUUGAUCGAGGGCGAGUACUACACCGUGAACCCGAUGGCGAUCCGCAGCGCGCUCGAUGUCUACGGGGAGAAUAUUAGAGUGUGUGUGCCCAUUGACUCGGUAGCGCAUGGAAGAGUUAUGGUGAUUUGUGUCGGGGCGAUGAUGGUGGGGUCUACCGUUAUUACGAGGAAGAAUGGGGAAGAGGUUAAAAGGGCGGAGGAGCUGGGGUAUUUUAAAUUUGGCGGCAGUACGUUGUUGUUGCUGUUCGAGCCGGGCGUGAUGCGGUUUGAUGAGGAUUUGGUCGCGAAUGCUGGGGGGGCGUUGGAGACGUUGAUCCGCGUCGGCAUGUCCAUCGGCCACUCGCCGCAGCAGGAACCGCACCGCCCGGAUAUGCAGAAGGCCAAUCCGACGGCGGAGGAGAAGCAGGAGGCGAAGCGCCGGAUUGAAGGGAGUCUGGCGCCGAGUAAGGGGGUGGAUGCUAUGGCUAUGGGGGGGAUUUGA